CUCUGUUUCUUAGGGUUUAUCGAAAAGCCCUAGGGCGAGCGCGCUAGGGUUCCGCGAUGGUGCGGCUUGGAGCGGAGCUCAUCUCGCGGGCGCCGCAGUACCUGAAUGCCGUCAAGGACCGCGAGAUCGAUCUGCGAGGAAACAAAAUCGCUGCUAUUGAGAACCUUGGAGUCACUGCGGAUCAAUAUGACAGUAUAGACCUCUCAGAUAAUGAGAUCGUCAAGCUGGAUGGAUUCCCAGAGCUGCGACGCUUGUCCACACUUCUCAUUAGCAACAACAGAAUUUCUCGCAUCAGUUCCAGCCUUGGAGGAGGACUCAGCCAGUGAUGUGUUUUACACCUGACAAUGGCUGAUCAUGUACAUGAUUCCACUACUUGACUGAGGCUGUCGACAUGCUA
This is a messenger RNA of Selaginella moellendorffii, 397 nucleotides long. RefSeq names its product U2 small nuclear ribonucleoprotein A'. Lineage: Eukaryota; Viridiplantae; Streptophyta; Lycopodiopsida; Selaginellales; Selaginellaceae. Gene Ontology annotation, molecular function: U2 snRNA binding. Gene Ontology annotation, biological process: mRNA splicing, via spliceosome. The transcript is spliced from 4 exons. The coding region runs from base 57 to 326 and encodes 89 amino acids. The record is from RefSeq and is a predicted model, not a curated record.